Neolamprologus brichardi is the source of this 2493-nucleotide messenger RNA. The record is from RefSeq and is a predicted model, not a curated record. Lineage: Eukaryota; Metazoa; Chordata; Actinopteri; Cichliformes; Cichlidae.
AAAAACCCCCGGAGAACAACAAUGCCUUUUGGUUUAGCAGGGUUGAAGGAGCAGGUGUUUAAACCAGGGAAGGAAGAGGUGAAGAACACAGUGGGAGACUCUCUGGGAAAACUGCAAAGGAAAAUAGAUGGCAGUAAUGUGGAAGAAGAGGGGAAUAUUGAGCUGACAGAGGAUGGGAGACCGGUGGCAUCAACGCCACGCCCCGCGCCGCUGCUGGACUGCAGCUGUGGCGGCCUGCCUAAGCGUUAUAUCAUCGCCAUCCUCAGCGGCCUGGGCUUCUGCAUCUCCUUCGGCAUUCGAUGCAAUCUUGGUGUGGCCAUCGUGGAGAUGGUUAACAACAACACCGUCUAUAUAAAUGGGACCCCGGUGCUUCAGAAAGCUCAGUUUAACUGGGACCCAGAGACGGUGGGGCUGAUCCAUGGCUCCUUCUUCUGGGGCUACAUCGUCACUCAAAUCCCCGGUGGUUUCAUCUCCAACAAGCUGUCCGCCAACAGGGUGUUCGGAGCUGCCAUUUUCCUGACAUCACUGCUCAAUAUGUUCAUCCCAUCUGCAGCCAGAACGCACUACGGCUGCGUCAUGUUUGUUCGCAUCCUUCAGGGCUUAGUGGAGGUAAGCAGAGGGGGGGGGGACCAAAUGUGAGGGAAAACAAUGAGUACACUCUCACGCUCCCGGCUCUAUUCAACAUUGUUUCCAGGAUCCUAUGCAGGAGCAGUGAUCGCCAUGCCUUUAGCCGGAGUGCUCGUUCAGUACGUCGGCUGGUCUUCGGUCUUCUAUGUUUAUGGUGUUUUUGGGAUAUUAUGGUACACGCUGUGGCUCCUGCUAGCUUAUGGAAGUCCUGCUGACCAUCCUACAAUCACAGACGAAGAGAGGACAUACAUAGAGUCCACCAUCGGUGAAACAAUGCACAAACUGAGUGUAACCGAGAAAUUCAAAACUCCGUGGCGUCGCUUUUUCACCUCCAUGCCUGUCUAUGCGAUCAUUGUUGCCAACUUCUGCCGGAGCUGGACCUUCUACCUGCUUCUCAUCAGCCAGCCAGCAUAUUUUGAGGAAGUAUUUGGAUUCCCCAUCAGCAAGGUGGGGAUCCUGUCUGCUGUCCCCCACAUGGUGAUGACAAUUGUUGUUCCUAUUGGAGGACAGCUGGCUGACUUCUUACGCAGCAACAAAAUCAUGUCUACCACUAACGUGAGGAAACUCAUGAACUGUGGAGGGUUCGGUAUGGAAGCUACUCUACUGUUGGUGGUCGGGUUUUCUCACACUCGAGGUGUCGCCAUCUCCUUCCUUGUGUUGGCUGUAGGCUUUAGUGGAUUUGCCAUCUCAGGUUUCAAUGUCAAUCAUCUGGAUAUUGCUCCUCGCUACGCCAGCAUCCUGAUGGGUAUUUCCAAUGGGGUGGGAACGCUGUCUGGAAUGGUGUGCCCGCUAAUUGUUGGCGCUAUGACUAAACACAAGACUCGUCUGGAGUGGCAGAAUGUCUUUGUUAUUGCAGCCAUGGUGCAUUACUCAGGGGUCAUCUUUUACGCUAUCUUCGCUUCAGGAGAGCAGCAGGAAUGGGCCAACCCUGAGAGCACAAGUGAGGAUAAAUGUGGCAUUAUUGAUGAGGACGAGCUGGCUGAGGAGUCAGAGCUCACUUGCGAGAACACGGUGGCUCCCAAAAAGACUUACGGAACAACAGACAAUUCGUCCGGUCGAAAACAGGGCUGGAAAAAGAAGAGAGGAGUUACCAUGCAAGAGGAGGAGGAGCAUUAUGAGAACGGGGACUACCAGGAGCGGUACCAGUGAGACAGCACGAGGGACAAAGGACUUAAAUUUUACAAAACUGAUCUGUGUCAGAAGCAGCAGCAUCAUAUGUACCUCAAGACACCAUCCUCUUUUUUUCAUCCUCGGUCAGCACAUCCAUUCAACUGUGAUAUAUGAAGAUUCAUUUAAAAAGAAAUUUGCAAACUGCUAAACUAAAACUUUUUUAAAAUCUCAAACCAGCUGAUACAAAAUGAACCAUCAAUAAAUAUCUGCUGAUAAAGUGACUCUGUCAUGACAUGUAUUAUAAAAUAAUAAGCUUAGUAAACCAUAGAAACCACAGAUCAAAACCAAUGGCUCAACUAGUGCUGUGUUAAAGGAACAUUAAAUACACAUAUCAGCUUCUACCCCUCCUGCACCCUGUCCCGAUCCCUUCCUUGCAAAUCCAUCUGUGCAAACCAUGACUCAGCUUAUGUAGCUUACUUUGAUAUGUGAAGGGUUUUGUGUCAGCUAUGCAAUGUGAAAAGAGGCGCACUGCCAGAAUGUAUCGAUGGGUUUGACAGAAGAUCAUAGUUAAUGUACCGAGUCUCACUGUUUUUGUUGCUUGUAUGUAUUUGCUGUUGCUGAAUGACUGCACCCUGUCACCGCUUUACUCGCUCUCUUUGUCUGAAGCAGUCUUAGUUCACCAUCUGUUUGUGAUGCACUAAUAUAUCAGCUUCAUUAUUUAUGGAGCUCUGAGCUCAUAAUGGGACAAAAUAGGUG